UAAGAAACACAGAAGUUGCGAUGUACAGCGAUAUCUAUACCUGUUUUGGUCCUGUUUGGUGUUUAUUAUUGCAGAGCUGUACGCACCCGUUGGCCUUGUGCUUAGCCUCAUAAAGAACUUUUCGAGUUUUACGCCUGCUGAUUUUUUUAACGUACUCCAAGUAACUUUUAACGUCAGUGGAUCGACAGCUAAAACCAUUGUGGUUUUAUUUUUUUUUUCACGAAUAAAUCAGGUGGAGUCCGUACUUGACAUUAUGGACGAGCGGCUGCAUAGGGAUGACGAUCGUUGCAGGAUUCACAAAGCUGUUGCUUAUUCAAACUACAUAUUUUUAGUUUACGCUAUAAUAUAUGGGACCUUUCUUACGUCCGCAUUUGUAAUUGGUGUAUUUAAUGGGCACCCGCCGUGGUUGUUUUACAAUCCACUCUUCGAUUGGCAUAAUGGAUCUACAAGAUUUUGGCUGCAAUCGAUCCUUGAGCAAAUCGUUGUGUCCCUUACGGGGUUGACGCUUCUGGUUUCGGAUACAUAUCCUCUCAUAUUUCUGGUUAUGAUGCGAGCCCACAUCGAUGUGCUGAGGGACCGUAUUCGAAAUCUCCGCACUGAUUUACAUAAAACAGAGGCUGAAAACUAUGAUGAACUCGUCUGCUGCAUUCUGGACCAUAAGCUUAUUUUGCAAUGCUGUGCAAUUAUGCGUCCAGUUAUCUCGGGCAUCAUAUUUGUACAUUUCCAGCUAGUUGGCGUAGUGCUGGGAGUGACCAUUAUUAACAUUUUAUAUUUCUCGGAUUUCAUACACGGCAUUUCGUCGAUUAUUUAUCUUACGGGUAUCUUAUUGGAAUCAUUUCCCUGCUGCUACCUAAGCGAUUUACUUGCCGAAGAUAGCAAGGACUUAUCAAAUCUAUUGGCUCAAUCAAGCUGGAUCAGUGCUGAGCGCAAAUAUAAGUCCACUUUGAUGAUAUUUAUACAGCACGUGCAACGGCCGAUUGUAUUUGUAGCCGGUAUCAUCUUUCCUAUCUCAGUUAAUAGUAAUAUAAGGAUGGCCAGGUUUGCGUUUAGCGUGAUGACCAUAGUGCAGCAAAUGAAUCUGGCUGAUCGGUUAAAAAAGGUUACCCGUUAAAUAUUGGUUGAAACUAUCAAAAUUUUUAUUGACUGUUGUUAUUUGUGUUGUUAAUUU
Molecule: messenger RNA, 1168 nt
Organism: Drosophila novamexicana
Lineage: Eukaryota; Metazoa; Arthropoda; Insecta; Diptera; Drosophilidae
Product: odorant receptor 59b-like
Exons: 4
Coding region: 254-1111 (285 amino acids)
Biological process (GO): detection of chemical stimulus involved in sensory perception of smell; sensory perception of smell
Cellular component (GO): plasma membrane
Molecular function (GO): odorant binding; olfactory receptor activity
Source: RefSeq, a predicted model, not a curated record